This is a messenger RNA of Cydia amplana, 1164 nucleotides long. RefSeq names its product progestin and adipoQ receptor family member 3. The record is from RefSeq and is a predicted model, not a curated record. Gene Ontology annotation, molecular function: signaling receptor activity. Bases 118 to 1146 code for a protein of 342 amino acids. The transcript has 7 exons. Lineage: Eukaryota; Metazoa; Arthropoda; Insecta; Lepidoptera; Tortricidae. Gene Ontology annotation, cellular component: membrane.
CAUAUUUCUUUAAUCAUUAUUGUGUGUAGUGGUCACAAAACAAAGUAAUAAUUAUUAAUAAUGUUCAUUUUGUAACAAGCAAUCUUGUUACAAAAUAAUUAACGUAACAUUUUAAGAAUGACGCUAACUAUGACAAAAAAAGUUAGCGAGGUUCAAGCAGAAACCGUGCAGUUUAUGUCCUUAGAAAAAGCAGAAGAUGAACAUAGGCAAGAUGGGGAUUACAGUUCAGGCUCCACUCUUCUUCGACGAGGCAAGAGGCUGGAAGACAACAAUAAUUUAACCAAAGAAGACAUAGAAUAUGUGAAUUAUCGCCAGUUGCUGAAGUAUGAACAGGCUCCAGAGUAUCUCCAGCACAAUCCUUACAUAAGAGAUGGUUAUAGAAAACUAUUACCUACUAAACUUUGUUGGGAGAGUAUAUUCUGGUGGACUAACGAAACGAUGAACAUAUGGACUCACUUGUUCGGUUUCUUCCUGGUGCUCGGGCUGACGAUCAACGAUCUGGUCAUCAUCAACAUCCACGCCACCUUCACAGACAAAGUGGUGGCUGCAAUACUUCUCUCAUGUUUCAUGGUGUGCAUGGCGCUGUCAGCGCUAUACCACACGUUCUCAUGCCGCUCGGAGUGCGACUACCACGCGUUCCUGAUGUACGACCUCUUCGGCAUAGCGCUGUCGCUGCUCGCCAUAUACACCUCCGGCGUGUACUACGCGUUCUGGUGCCACCAUGAGCUAAAGGCGUUCUACAUGGUGUCCGUAACGCUGAUCUUCGUGGUGGCGAUGGCGCUGCAGAUCCCGCGGCUGAACGUGCCGUACCUCGUGAAGAUGUGCGUGUUCAUCGGCUGGGCGGCGUACGGGGUGCUGCCCACGCUGCAUUGGUGCUACGCCAUGGGCGGCUUCGAGAACCCCAUGGUGCAGAUGUUCUUUCCUCGAGUGAUAAUGAUGUACAUUAUAAGCGGAACUGCAUUCAUCAUUUACGCAUUUAAGAUCCCGGAGCGCUGGUUCCCGGGCCGCGUGGACUACAUCGGGCACUCGCACCAGUGGUGGCACGUGCUGGUCAUGGGCGCGCUCUACUACUGGCACAACUCCGGCAUGAUGUACGUGCAGUACCGCAUGAACCACGGCUGCGCGAACACCAUGCGGAUAUUCUGAACACUACACAACACCUAC